Glycine soja is the source of this 1259-nucleotide messenger RNA. RefSeq lists its product as uncharacterized. The record is from RefSeq and is a predicted model, not a curated record. The transcript has a single exon. Lineage: Eukaryota; Viridiplantae; Streptophyta; Magnoliopsida; Fabales; Fabaceae. Bases 122 to 1036 code for a protein of 304 amino acids.
AAUCUUUCCCUUCAGUAUAAAUUGCACCGUCCCAUUCCAACCUACAUCCAUUUUUCCACCCUCGUGAUUCGGUUUCACACACAAGAAAGAAAGAGAGAGAAACUCAGAACACAAGACAAGCAUGGAGGUGGAAGUGAUGGUUCCACCGGUGGACUUCAACUUCGACAGCAACUGCUCCUCCCCCUUCAUCACCGCCCCUUCAAGCCCCCAAUUCUUUGCUGCCUCCAACAAACCAAACUUCUUCUUCUUCAGCGCCCCCACCAGCCCCACACGUGCCACCUCCUCCUCCUUCCAUGAAGAAGAACAAGAUUUCCAGUUCAAUUUCAGCGGCCACCUCGACCGCCCUUCUCUCUCCGCCGCUGAGCUCUUUGACGGCGGAAAAAUCCGUCCUUUGAAGCCGCCGCCGCUGCUUCAGUCUCCGGUAACAUCCCCAAGGUCGAAACUUUCUCCCCGCAACAAGAAGAAAGACUUGGACCCUUUUGCAUUGGCAAUGAAAGAAACUCUCAGAAGUGAAGAAAAAACACGAGGGAGGGAAAGGGUUUCGGUUUCGUUCUCUGGUCGUAAAGGAAGCAGGUCGUUGUCCCCUCUGAGAAUCUCCGUCGUGUGCGACUCCGAAGACAAAAACGUUUCUUCCUCGACAAGCAACAUCAACAACUCAAAAGCCUCGUUUUUGUCUUCGAUUCCCUUCACGAGAAAAUGGAGGUUCAAGGAUUUUCUCCUCUUCCGAAGCGCCUCUGAAGGAAGAGCAACCGACAAGGACCCUCUGAGGAGAAAAUACGCAGUUCUGUCGAAGAACAACGAGGAUGUUCGGGACUGCAGCUUCCGGUCCACCGAGAGUUCUUCCGGUUCGAUCUCGAAGCGGCGCGGGCCGGUCUCGGCCCACGAGCUGCAUUACACGCUGAACCGGGCCGCGUCGGAGGAAAUGAAGAAGAAGACUUUCUUGCCUUACAAGCAGGGCUUGUUGGGAUGCUUGGGCUUUAACCCUGGUAUGCAUCAUCAUUUUUCUAAGAGGGUUGGGUCUUUGACGCGUUCUUAAUCGAAUCCAAAUUUCUCUGGUUUGGAUCUUGCUUUAUUCUUCCUCUUUCCCCUUUUUUUCUUAGUUUGGUGUUCCUGGUUAAUUAGUUUUCAUACUGACACAUGUUCACCUCGUUUUAAUAUUGUUGUCUCGAUCUGUGUUCGCAAAAGAGACUCUAAUUUGUGUCUAAAUAUUUGUACCAUUCACACGAAACAUGUAUAAUACUUACUCACUCAUGUCUAUA